AUGGACUCCAGUCUCGAGUUCCUCGGUUCCUUUGACGUUUCUGACUCUCAAGGCACCGUAGUAGCAUCUGCGGAGGAGGUUGACGAGGCACAGGAGGAGGAGUUGUUGUUUUCGGUCCGUUGUCGUACUCGACCAACGCCUGGUACAGAUAGCUCUGGGGACGAGGAGGAGGGGAAGGCAGGAGAUGAAGGGGUGAUAGAUGCUCCAGCUCCACCGACAAAGAAAAUGAAGGCUGCCAAGAAGGCUGCUAAGAAGCCCGUUCGUGAGACUAGAGAACUCCCGCCUGUACCAGAUUUCGACAAUAUCUUUCGCCACUACAAGGAUGGACACCCAGCACAAUCCAACCUUCCCCGUGCUCUUCAACUCGACCAAGAACUGGCACCAAUAAACAUAUUCAGCCUAUUCUUCAGCGGCAAAGUAUUUUCGGAUAUGGCCACCUUCACUAACGCAUAUGCAGCAUCAAAAGGAGCCGGCACAGGAGGGGGAUUGCGCCAAUGGGUAAAGACCAUACCUGACGAACUGCGCAUAUUCCUCGGCAUCAUUGUCUACAUGGGCGUAUUCAGGCAGAAUUCUGUCUCUGAGUAUUACCUGUCUCCAUGCUCUUCACCGUCCAUGCCCUCAGCUUCGGCGACAACGACUGAUCCGCUGUCUAAGAUCCAGACGCCCUCGAGAGAAAGCGCCAACGCAAAGUCAGUGCGGGAUGCUUAUAAAGGACAUUCCAGGGCGUUACUCCCCAUCCCAAAAAUCGUCGAUGACUACAACCACCACAUGAACGGACUCGACAUCGCCGACCAGUUACGCAGCUACUAUUCGACUCAGCUCAGGACUUAUCGCGCAUGGGCUCCGAUCUUCUUCUGGUUACUGGAUACAACAAUCAUCAACGCGUACCUCAUCAACAAACUCUUCGGCUCUUUCAUGCAUCACAGGGGGUUCCGACAGUUCCAAGCUAAGGAUCUGAUAGUGUCCGCCAAAUGCGCUGGUGGCGAUGCCGGUGCUACUGAUGUUGACGAGGAUGUGGACGACGAUGCCGCCCUCAAGCGACCCAAGAAGAUCAUUUUCAAACCGGGUCAUAUUCAACUCUGCUGGUGA
This is a messenger RNA of Linnemannia hyalina, 1089 nucleotides long. The record is from the annotation of a GenBank genome assembly. Lineage: Eukaryota; Fungi; Mortierellomycota; Mortierellomycetes; Mortierellales; Mortierellaceae.